Messenger RNA from Pistacia vera, 3285 nucleotides. Its product is annotated as serine/threonine-protein kinase/endoribonuclease IRE1a. NCBI's taxonomy places the organism in Eukaryota, Viridiplantae, Streptophyta, Magnoliopsida, Sapindales, Anacardiaceae. Gene Ontology annotation, biological process: protein phosphorylation; intrinsic apoptotic signaling pathway in response to endoplasmic reticulum stress; mRNA processing. Gene Ontology annotation, molecular function: protein serine/threonine kinase activity; ATP binding; RNA endonuclease activity. The transcript has 7 exons. Gene Ontology annotation, cellular component: IRE1-TRAF2-ASK1 complex. The record is from RefSeq and is a predicted model, not a curated record. Bases 250 to 3030 code for a protein of 926 amino acids.
UGCAGAGUAGAAAAAAAACUGAAACAGAGCAAGUAACGUUGAUCCAAAAAUUGCAAGCUUAGAAGAAGCUUGGAAUCUUCCUUAAUCAUCUCCUCAUCUUGACUUUACCCCUUCAAUCCAGCUAAUCUCUAAACCCUUUUCUUCCCUUCCUUCUUUCUUCUUCUGUAUAUUUAUUAUUACAUAUAUGUAUAUAAAUAUGACCCUGUUCUCUGUUACCUCCACUUUUGACUUUCAAUCUAAACAGAUGAAAUGACCCGCCAUUUUCUCCGUUUCUUCUGCUUAUUUUUUGUAAUAUUUCUAGGGGUUUUGGGCUUAGAAAGCUGGGCAAGUCCCCUUUCAGAGGCGUUUAAAGAUGAGUCAGAAGGCUUGGUUCGAACUGCAGGAAGGUCCCUCUUGUCUCUUCCACAUGGUAAGCGUGCUACAAGAAUAGGUGCUGCCUUGGAUGGGAAAGUGUCUAUGAGAGAUGAUAAUGGGAGAGUGGUUUGGAGCUUUGCGACUGGCUCACCCAUUUACACUUCAUAUCAGGCUCCACUCAAUCAAGAUAAUGCCUCUGAACGAACCAACACCUUCUUUAUAGAUUGUGGAGAUGACUGGGGCUUGUAUGCGCACGGCCAUCUCGGUAUAAUGAAACUUCCUGUAACUAUUGACGAAUUCAUAAAAAGUACCCCGUACAUAUCAGAGGAAGGUGGAGUUACACUUGGAUCUAAGAAAACUACUGUCUUUGUGGUUGAGGCUAAGACUGGAAGGUUGGUUCGUGUUUACAGGUCAUCUGGUUCUCCAGCUUCACCGGAGAGCGAUGAAGAGGAGAAUGUUUUACAUAAGUAUGAUGAAGUUAAUAAAGAGCUGGAGAAGUCUGGUUUAACAAAACAUGCUGAGCUGCAUCUCCUUUUCAUCACAAGGACAGAUUACACACUGGAUUCUUUCAACCCAAACUCAGAUUUGUCAUGGAGAAUGACAGUUGCUGAAAUUGGAUAUGCUUUUCUUUGUCAAGAUAUUGAGAAUCCGUUUAUUACAGCCACUAUGAAUACUAGCUAUGAGCUUGGUCCAGAAAUUGGCAGUGACUUUGAUAUGCCAUUUGCAUGUCAAUCUAAAGGCAUUAUCCAGCGAUUUCGUAAGCAUGAUGAUUUAGAUUCUUCUGCAAUGGCUGAUCAUGAUGACUCAGUGCUACCAUUGCCAGCUCCCAAUCCAGUGCUUCCUUCCCAGCCUAAGGUUGAUGGAACAUUAGACAAUCAUGAGAAACCUAAGAUGCUUACAGCACCUGCUCCAGACCCCAUGCUUCCAUUGCAACCUGAAGAUGAUAAAUUACCUAGAUAUAACAAUAAUGAUGAAAGGGAAGUGCGCAGGUUCCCUCCUUUGAAGACUAAAGUUUCUGCGAAAGUUAAUGCAUAUAAUGUGAGAAUGCCUUAUAAUGGUGUGUUGAGCAUUUUUCUCGAGCGCUCAACUGCAUCCAUUAUUUGUGUUCUAAUUUUUGUGGGCUUUAUCAUUUAUCGUUAUGAUCUAGUGGCUAAAGGACAAUAUCUGUUGUAUGGACAUCUCAUUAAUUCUAAUUUGAAAAUUGCCGCUUCAAAAAGGAAGAAAAUCCGAAAAUCAGGAAAGAGUACUGAUGGUAUUGAGAAAAAUGGCCAGCACAUGUCAUCUGAAAACGAGGAUGAAUUUGCAGUUACUAAGGAUAGUAACAAACUGUUUAUGGACCUUAAUAAAGUUGUUGAUGGUGCUGUUCAUGGACGUAGGAUUGGUAAGUUGAUUGUCUCAAAUAUAGAAAUAGCCAAGGGAAGCAAUGGUACUAUCGUCCUUGAGGGAAUUUAUGAAGGUCGUCCAGUUGCUGUGAAACGCCUUGUCCGAGCUCAUCACGAUGUGGCUUUUAAAGAAAUUCAAAAUCUCAUUGCAUCUGAUCGACAUCCAAACAUUGUUCGAUGGUAUGGAGUGGAGAAUGAUCAAGAUUUUGUGUAUCUGUCUCUAGAGCGUUGUACAUGCAGCUUAGCUGAUUUGAUUCAAAUUUGCUCGCACUCAUCUCAUAACUCUGUCUUCAGUGAUGAACAAGCAUCAAAAGCUAUGAUUGAAUAUAAGCUCCGGUUGAAUUCAGUUAAGGGUAUGAUGCAGGGUCUUAAGUUGUGGAAAGAAAAUGGCCAUCCAUCACCUAUAUUAUUGAAAUUGAUGAGGGAUAUCGUUUGUGGGCUUGUGCAUCUGCACGAGUUGGGAAUAAUUCACCGGGACCUGAAGCCUCAAAAUGUGCUGAUAAUGAAGGAAAGAUCUUUAUGUGCAAAGCUUUCUGAUAUGGGCAUUAGCAGGCGCCUCCUUGGGGAUAUGUCUUCCUUGGGUCAUCAUGCUACUGGUAGUGGCAGUUCUGGCUGGCAAGCACCUGAACAACUUCUUCAUGGACGCCAAACUCGCGCAAUAGACUUGUUUAGUUUAGGCUGUGUCCUGUUUUUCUGCCUCACUGGUGGUAAACAUCCAUUUGGUAAUAAUCUUGAACGUGAUAUCAAUAUAACGAAAAAUAAAAUGGACCUGCUUUUAGUGAGUUUUAUUCCUGAAGCUGAGGAUCUUAUUUCCAGUUUGUUAAACCCUGAUCCUCAAUUGAGGCCAAGUGCAUUGGAAGUGUUGCACCAUCCUCUUUUUUGGAAUUCUGAGACAAGACUGUCAUUUCUUCGUGAUACUAGUGACCGGGUAGAAUUAGAAGACAGGGAGACUUACUCCAAUCUCUUGAGAGCACUAGAAAGCACCGCUUCAUUGGCUCUGGGUACAAAAUGGAAUGAAAGGAUAGAACCUGCGUUCCUCGCUAAUAUUGGCCACUACCGCCGUUAUAAGUUUGACAGCGUGCGAGACCUAUUGCGAGUCAUGAGAAACAAAUUAAAUCAUUAUAGAGAACUUCCCAAAGAGAUUCAGGAACUUGUAGGGCCAGUUCCAGAAGGAUUUGAUGAGUAUUUUGCAAGUCGAUUCCCAAGACUCUUUAUUGAAGUAUAUAAAGUUGUUCACAGAUACUGUAGGGAAGAGGAAUGCUUUCAGAAAUACUUCAAAAGUAACACUGCUUAGAUAUUUGGCCCCAUGUACUUAUGAAGAUUUAUGGUCGAAAAUUGCUGCACUAUGCGGAGAUUGAUAGACGUCAUACUUAUCCAUUUAUCUGUACUUCACUUGCUGUAUAUAUAUAUAUAGCUGUAAUUAUGGCUGCAAUCCAAUAAUAUGUAUGAAAUCAGUUCAAUUAAUCUGAUCUUCACUACAAAGUAACUUAGUAUGUUUGUUGUUCUUCCUUAACCGAAGCUAUUACAAGAUUGUGUCGCUUACAAAUAA